Molecule: messenger RNA, 2049 nt
Organism: Calliphora vicina (urban bluebottle blowfly)
Lineage: Eukaryota; Metazoa; Arthropoda; Insecta; Diptera; Calliphoridae
Exons: 6
Coding region: 111-1850 (579 amino acids)
Biological process (GO): regulation of mitochondrial mRNA stability
Source: RefSeq, a predicted model, not a curated record
CCAACUAGUUGUCUGCCGUCAUUUUUAACAACCCCGUGUGGAGAAUUUUUAUUUAAUUUUUUAGAAAACGGCGAUAAUUCGGAAUUGUUUAAGGCAAAAUAAAUACAAAGAUGUUGGGUUUAAGAUUUUACGCAACCACGGCCACACAGAUGUUCAGAAGGGCAACAUUUAACACUGGCCAUGCUAUGAGAGCAUCAUCAUCUAAUGUGGCAGCUGUUGAGGCAGCAUCGUCGAGUUCUUCAAAUUCUGCCCAAAGUGCAUCGGGAAAUGCCGGCAAGGAUACCAAAGAUGUAGGCAGCCAGGAAGCAGAGAACCCAAAAAAACAAAAAUAUUCUUUGAUAGCUGCUGCCUUUGAAAACCUCAAAGACGAUUCAGCGCCUGGUACUGCUAAUAAAACAUCAGUCGCUGGUACUGGAAAUAUCGAAGAACGUAUCAAUAAUGCAAAGACAAUAAACGGUCUUUUGUCGGUGGCCGAAGGCAACAACACCUCUUUGACCCGCAAGCAUGCUCUUAGAAUUGUUUCAAUUCUGGCUGAAUGGAGCACAGUAAAUCGUGUGAAAUUAAAUGAAUUUGAAAAUGAUUCUCGUUUUUUGAAAGUUUGUCGCAUGUUAGGGCGUACAGUUAAAAAUGGCAAUGGCAAUGGUAACGAGAAUGGUCCAAAACGUAUUUCUGGUUUCAGAACUGAUGAUCUCAAUACAGUGUUGGGUGUUGCUGGUGAUGAUGAAGCUGCAAAAUUAAUUGCCAGCAUAAGCUUACCACAAAUGGUAAAAGUAAUGAGCACGUUGGCAGCUCGUAAACGUCGUAGUACGCCUUUGUUACGCUCCUUAGCUUUUAAUAUCAGCAGUGUAACUGAACCUAUGGAUUUAAAACAAUGUGCUGAUAUAUUCUUUGCAAUGGCUACAUUAAACUUCCAAGAUUCUGUUUUGGCUGCCAAGGUAUGUGCCGAUAUUCAAAUGGCGUUACCUAAAAAUACCGACAAAUCGGCUGUAGUUGGCUCGAUACUAACUAGUUUGGGUAUUUUAAAGUAUAGAGAUUUGGACAUUUUGGAAUCACUCACCCAAUGGACAUUGAAACACAGCGAGGUGUGUCGUCCACAAGAUCUUAGUGCUCUCUUUUUAACUUCUGCCAUUUUAAAUUUCAAACCGGCCAAUAUCGAUGAUAUUCGCCAAAAACUUGUCAAGACCAUAGUGCAACAAGAUUUUACCAAACAUGUUGAUUGGCUUAAUCAUGUUUGGGCAUUGACCAUGCUGGGUCUAUGUGAUAAUAAACAUUUGGAAAGUGUUCUAGCCCAAACAUUUGUGGAAAAUUUACAAGCUGAUAAAAGCGGUCUUACGGCUACCUCAAAAAUGAAGUUGUUAAACUUAAACAGUUAUGCCCAACUAAUUGCUACUGACUAUAAGGGACCUGUAAUUGCAAACGACAGUGUAGUAUAUGAUGUGCCUAUGGCCCAUCCAAAGUCGAAACAAGUUCUAGUUAAUGGUUUAAAGGAUGCAUUAAAGAGUCUUUUACCGGCCAAUAACCAUGUUAACAGUUUGGUAGAUAGCAAAAUGGGUUUCUUAAUUGAUGCCAUGUGUGUUUUUGAUGCUAAACGUAAUCCUUUGCCCCUAGAUAAAGAACACGCCAAUGGAAUCAAAGUUGCAUUGAUGGUGGUCGAUUAUCAUGACAUUUGCCAUGGCACCCAUAAAUCGGCUAGUGGCAUAACAUCGCUAAGUUUUGAUUUAUUGGAGAAGAGUGGUUACAAAGUGAUACCCGUGCCGUACAAUGAAUUCAACACCAGUGAUAAAUUAUUAAAAAGAGUGCAGUAUUUGGAAAGUAAAUUUAAAGCGCUCAUUAGUACUAAUACAAAAUGAAAAUAAAAACAAACAAAAACAAUAUAAAUUUUAGUUUAAAAUAAUAAUAAUAAAAAAGAAGCUGUUGUUAACUUAAAGUCAUAAGUAUCAUCCCCCCAAAACGAACUAAAUAUCUACUAUAAUAAUAAUUGAACUAAACAUUUUAGUUUAAAUUUUUAUUUAAAUUAAUUUAAUGGUAAUUGUAUUUGUAUGUUUUUUU